This is a messenger RNA of Sordaria macrospora k-hell, 438 nucleotides long. Its product is annotated as 40S ribosomal protein uS12. Gene Ontology annotation, cellular component: ribosome; cytosolic small ribosomal subunit. The record is from RefSeq and is a predicted model, not a curated record. Gene Ontology annotation, biological process: translation. Lineage: Eukaryota; Fungi; Ascomycota; Sordariomycetes; Sordariales; Sordariaceae. Gene Ontology annotation, molecular function: structural constituent of ribosome.
AUGUCUGGAGGAAAGCCCCGUGGUCUUAACGCGGCCCGCAAGCUGCGCAACAACCGUCGCGAGCAGCGUUGGUCCGAUCUUCACUACAAGAAGAGGGCUCUCGGCACUGCCUUCAAGUCCAGCCCCUUCGGUGGUUCUUCCCACGCCAAGGGCAUUGUGCUCGAGAAGGUCGGCGUUGAGGCCAAGCAGCCUAACUCCGCUAUCCGCAAGUGUGUCCGUGUCCAGCUCAUCAAGAACGGCAAGAAGGUCACUGCUUUCGUCCCCAACGAUGGUUGCUUGAACUUCGUUGACGAGAACGACGAGGUCCUCCUCGCCGGUUUCGGUCGCAAGGGCAAGGCCAAGGGUGAUAUUCCCGGUGUCCGCUUCAAGGUCGUCAAGGUCUCUGGUGUCGGUCUCCUCGCCCUCUGGAAGGAGAAGAAGGAGAAGCCCCGCUCUUAA